AUGACGGACUAUGAACCGCUGGACUGGCCAGCAUACUUCCAAUCCAAGCGUCGAUACGCUAUCCCUCCCCAAAAAGACCCAACAAACAUCGUCUACACUCUCUACGAGUCCAACGCCGGUCGAAAGCACCUCCCCGUCAUCGUCCUCAUCCAUGGCGCCGGACACUGUGCUCGUUCCUUUGCCCUCGUUGCCCAGGCUCUCCAUGCGUCUCCCAAUUUGAGUUUGCAUGCUCGGAUCCUCUGUCCUGAUCUUCGUGGCCAUGGAGAGACGACAUCAGACGACCAGACGAACCUAGAUCUCGAAAACCUCGCCCAGGACCUCGAAACCCUCCUCUUAUCCCUCUACGGCGAUAACGACGGUCGGUACCUCGACAAGACCGGCAAAGAAAUCGGCCGAGGUCCACCUAAUAUCCAUUUGAUUGGUCAUAGCAUGGGCGGGUCGAUCGUUACAGAGGUCGCUUACCGGAACCGGGUUCCGAAUAUCUCGAGUCUUUUUGUCCUUGAUAUGGCUGAAGUCGAGUCAGGCACAGUUCGUAACGCCCUCUCCGCCCGCAUCUCUUUCCCAGGCAUGAUCGUCUACAAUCCCACCGCCCUCAUCCCUGCCACCAACCCCACCCAUAACCCCAACAACCCACCCGAACCAACAAUGGGCGGCUUCACCUGGCGAACAGACCUUCUUGCUUCCGAACACCACUGUCUCUCCUGGUUCCGCAACCAGAAUCACAAAUUCCUCUCUUCCGUCCUCAACCCCACCCCCAACAACAACCCCCAAAAGAUACCUAAAAUGCUAAUCUUUGCCGAACAUUCAAGAAGACUCGAUACAGAACUGAGUUCGGCCCGUUUGGAAGGGAGGUUUGAAUUCUUGAGGAUCUUGCAGGCGGGACAUGCGGUCCAAGAGGAUGACCCCGAAGCGGUGACAAAUGCAUUGAUCCAGUAUUGGCAGGAACUUGGUGUCUGCUUUAAACCUCUCCCCAAACACCAGGAACCCUUAUUGGAUGUUUGA
Linnemannia hyalina is the source of this 1002-nucleotide messenger RNA. The record is from the annotation of a GenBank genome assembly. NCBI's taxonomy places the organism in Eukaryota, Fungi, Mortierellomycota, Mortierellomycetes, Mortierellales, Mortierellaceae.